This is a messenger RNA of Entrophospora sp. SA101, 1845 nucleotides long. NCBI's taxonomy places the organism in Eukaryota, Fungi, Glomeromycota, Glomeromycetes, Entrophosporales, Entrophosporaceae. The record is from the annotation of a GenBank genome assembly.
AUGGAAGACAUUGUUCGAACUCCUGAAUGCAUUUUAGAUGAAAGAAUUCAAAAGGGCGUUAAACAUUACUUAAUAAAAUGGGCAGGUGUAAAUAUUUAUGGAGAUAGUUGGGAGUUGACUUGGGAGCCAGAAAAUGAUGAUGAUAAUGAUAAUGAUCCAACAGACAUAAAUGACAAUAACAUCCAAAAUCAUAACUUUCAAAAUAAUAAUAAUGAUAUUGCUCCAAACAUUAUUCCAAACAUUAUUCCAAGUAAUAUUCCAAAUAAUAUACACAAUAAUUAUAAUAUUAAAAAUGAUAUUCAACAACAACUACAGCAUAUACAAUAUAUGCAACAUGUUCAACCAAUACAGCCAAUACAAUAUAUUAACCCAAUGCAAUUAAUACAACCACAAAUGCAACAGAAUAUUCAACAGGUUCGUCCAAUACAAUUAAUACAACCAAUACAACUAAUACAACCACACAAUAUUCAACCAAUGCAAUUAUUUCAUCCGAUCCAGCAACACAUGCAACAACCACAGAUGCAACAGUCACUGAUACAUCAACAUAUUCAGCAAGUUCAACCAAUUCUACAACAUAUGCAACAACUACAACAAAUACAACAAACACAUAUACACCAUGUUCAUCAAGUUCAGUCAACCCAACAAAUUCAACAAUCACAAAAAAUUCAACAAUCAUGGAUGCAACAACAUAUUUAUCAAUAUCAACAGAUCCAACAAUUUCAACAACCACAACCAAUGCAAGUGAUAAAACCUAAUCAACCAGUACCACGACUACAAAAAAAUAUAAGACCAAAGCUGUCUUUAGCAGCGCAUGAUACAUAUCAACCACAACAAAUUCAACUUGCCCAGCAGGUUCAACUGAAUGAUCAAACAAAUGGUAAUCCAAAUGUUCAUCGAUCAAAUAUCCAAUCAAAUGAUAUUGAAAUAAUAGAUAUUUCUCCACCAAAUACACCUACAACGAUCAAUGGUUCAGAAUCAACACUGAUUAUAAAUAAAUACAAUAAUUUAAAGGAAUUUCAAACUAAUGGUGAUGAACUAGAUCAUAAUGAUAAGCUUAUUCCAGGAAAGACAAUAAAUAGCAUUACAAAUGUCAGUCAAGCUCUUUCUGACAUAGAAAAAGAGAGGUAUACUUUUGAAAAAGAUUUAAAUAUAUACAUAAAUAAAAUAAAAGGAUUAUAUACAAAGAAUAUCAAAAUACAAGAAGAAAAAAAUGCACUUAAUGAUGACUUGGAAUUUAUAUUAAAAAAUAGAAAACUAAAUGAAACAAUAUCAAAACAAAUUAAAAUAUACAAAAGAAAUAUACAAAGCAGGCAUAAGACUCUAAAUGAAUUAAUACAUAUCAAAGAACAAUCCCAUGAAAUGUUAAAUAAUAAGUUGGAAUCAAAAAAUGAAAAAUAUGAUGAACAAAUAAAUGAAUUGGAAAAGGUUAGAAAAGAGUUGACAGAAGAGAAUCAAUUAUUAUUUCAAGAGUUAAAAAAUCUAAAAAAUGCUGCUAAAUCGUCAUCACUAAACAACAUCCAAUCAUCAUCAAGUAGUUUACAUGGUAAGAAUAAAAGUUUUCAAAAGGAAAUUAACACAUUAAAAGUUCACAUUAUGUUAAAGGAAGAAACUUUGAAGAUGACACAAAAAAAGACCAGAGAACAAAAAAUGCAAAUUAAAUUUUUGAGUGAUUUCAAAGAGUUGGAGAAAAAAAGCAAAAUUCAUGAUGAUAAUAAUUCUUCAAAAUCAGGGGCAGAUUCAAAUUUAAUUAAAUAUUCAUUUUAUACUGGUGAGGAAAUAACGGACUAUAAUAGUUUAAUUAGCAAACCAUUUGAUUUUAUUAAUUAUAAAAAACCAUGGAAGUAG